UAAUGAAAAUACCGAGGAAAUAUAUGCAUUAAAAGUUUUUGAGAAUAGCACACUUAUUAGCAAAGAAAUUGAGAAUGAACUAGAGAAUUUGCUUUCUGUGGAAUCUCAUCAAAAUAUAAUUAAAUUUUAUGGCGUUACUAAAUUCGAAGAUCGUAUGGAUGAAGAUAAAAUCAAAUAUGCAUUUGUACUUGAGUGCGCGGAUGGUGGCACUUUACGAGAUUAUUUAACCAAGAAUACAUCUAACAUUGAAUGGGAAUUAAAAAUUCAAUUUGCAAUUCAACUCGUGGGACUAUCAGUUCCUAGUACGAUUAAAAAUUACAUAUCUGAUAAUGGUGAAACUGAGGAUAAUAUUUUAAAUUGGUUAUAUCUUAACAAAAAUGAGCCAAAAUAUAUUUGCCUUCGUGGGAUAUUUUAUAUGUGGGGUAUUGGUACAAAAGAAGGAAAAGAAAGUUCUAUUAAAGUUCUUGAUCUAUUCCUUGAUGCAGCGAAUAGAAACGAUGUUGUUGCUCAAUAUUUUGCCGGAAGAUGUUACGAAGUUGGCUGGGACACCAAGAAAAAUAUGAGAGAGGCAAUUAAAUGGUAUAACAAAGCAACUAAAAAUGGAUGUGCUGCAGCAGAACGAAUUCUUGGAGAUUAUUGUUAUAAAUGUCAAGAAUAUUCCAAAGCAUUUACAUUACUUAAAAGCGCAGUUGAUAAUGGAAAUAUAAUGGCAAUGCACAACUUGGGAUUAUGCUACAAAUUUGGCCAUGGGGUAAAAAUCGACACAUUCCAAGGAUUUACAUUACUUAAACAAGCUGCUGAUAAAGGAGUACCAAAUUCAUCAUAUGAACUUGCCCGAUGUUACGAAUUUGGCAAAGGAACAGUAGAAAACUUCCGUGAAGCACUAAAUUGGUAUCAAAAAGCUACCGAUGAUGGUAAGAAUUGCCAUGACGAACGAGAGCGUGUCAUGGUUAAAAUUAGGAUGGAGCAAUCCAGG
Racocetra persica is the source of this 976-nucleotide messenger RNA. The record is from the annotation of a GenBank genome assembly. Lineage: Eukaryota; Fungi; Glomeromycota; Glomeromycetes; Diversisporales; Gigasporaceae.